Molecule: messenger RNA, 2136 nt
Organism: Adineta steineri
Lineage: Eukaryota; Metazoa; Rotifera; Eurotatoria; Adinetida; Adinetidae
Source: the annotation of a GenBank genome assembly
AUAAUUCAAUUAAAAACGAAAAGAUUAAAUUUUACAAAUCAAAUCAUUUUUUUUCAAUAACAAAAAUUGAUAGCUAUUCAUUUUGAUUAAUAUGAAAGAUAGAAAAAUCUUUACUGCGUUAUUUGAGGGCGAACGUUGGAUACGAAUGAGGAUAUAGGUAAAAGAAAGACAUUCCUCUCUUCACAUACACAUUCAAUCAGUAAGUAAUCUCUUACUCAAUAAUUUCUAUUGAAAAAGCGAUUGGAUAGUUGCUGAUGUCCCAUCAUCAUUUAUUUGUUCGAAAGGAUUAAUUAUAUUACAGUACAUAAAAAUAAAAUCAUCUUUUCAAUUAUUGAAGGAUUACACAACUCACUUUUCAAUUUUCAAAUAUGAUUAUAAAUGAUAGCUAUAUAUGUUAUUUAAGAACAGAAUAUAUUCUUAUUCAAAUUCAGUUCUACAAUGACAAAAAUAACGACAAUCAAUUGUUUCGUCUUUGUUCUUUCGAGGUAUUUAAAAUUUCGUUGUUUUUGUUCUAGACUUUUCUAUGUUUAAAUAUAUUUCAUUUUAGUUUGAUAGGUUUGUUUACUAUUUCACCUUACAUGUUUAUCUAUAGUAUAACUGUAUCUAAUAGUUCGAACAAACUCUAAAAUAUGUAAUAGCACAACUGAAUAUGAUCGAUGUUCCAGUAAUAGUGCUUGUGGAUGCUUUCCUACGGUAACUGCUGAUAAUGUUGGUGUCUGUGCUUUUCUUUGGACAUUCUGUUCUCAACUUAUACCGUGUGGAUCCUUACAAGAUUGUUCUAAUCGAGAUCAUAUCUGUGUACACCAUUCUCGAUGUAGUAAUUUUCCUGUUUGCUAUCCAUUGUCGAUGAUGAAUGAAUCUAUUUGUCCACCACAAUCAAGCAAAAUAAAAUUCAGCAAAUGGAAUCAAAGUGCAACGACUGUCGCCGGAGGAAAUGGACGAGGAGAUAAAUUAAAUCAACUUAAUCAUCCUGUCGGAAUCUUUGUUGAUCAAAACAAGAAUAUUUUUAUUGCUGAUGAGGAACAUAAUCGUAUUAUGAGCUGGAAAUUAGAUGAACAACAAGGAACAGUUGUUGCUGGUGGAAAUGGACAAGGAUAUCGAAAGGAUCAGUUAUAUUGGCCAGCAGAUGUAAUUUUUGAUGAACAAAAUAAUUCAUUGAUCAUUGCUGAUCGGAAGAACAUACGAGUGGUUCGAUGGUUUAAUAAAAACCAACAAGAAAUUCUUAUUUCAAAUAUCGAUUGUUGGGGUUUGGCGUUGGAUAAAUAUGGAUUUCUUUAUGUUUCUAAUUCUCGAGGAACUGAAGUGAGAAGAUGGAAAGUUGGAGAAAAAGAAGGAAAAAUAGUUGCUGGAGGAAAUAAAGAAGGAAAUCAACUUAAUCAAUUGAAUUUUCCUACUUUUAUUUUUGUUGACAAUGAACAAUCAGUUUAUGUUUCAGAUAUGGGAAAUCAUCGUGUGAUGAAAUGGUUAAAAAAUGCAAAAGAAGGUACGAUUGUGGCUGGAGGAAAUGGAAGCGGAGAUAAUCUUAAUCAAUUGAAUCGUCCUAGUGGAUUAUUUGUUGAUGAUUAUGGUCAAAUCUAUGUGACAGAUCAAUGGAAUAAUCGAAUAAUGCGUUGGAGUGAAGGAAAUGCAGAAGGUGAAAUUAUUGUUGGUGGUAAUGGAUUAGGACAAGAUUCAAAUAAAUUGUCUUCUCCCCGUGACUUAUCAUUUGAUUCGGAAGGAAAUCUUUAUGUUAGUGAUCGUGAUCAAUCAAAAUAUACAACUAUUCUUGCUAACCUUAUUUCACAAGGCCUUUUUUUACGUAUGGAAAAAGAUGUUACUAUAAGAUGUCGACGUAAUGAUACAAAUCUUGUUAAACAACUUAUUCCUGAUGCAAUGGAUCGUUAUAAACAAGAAUUAAAACAAAAAGAUAUUAAAAUUACAAUUGAUGAUAAGAAUUUUUUACCUGAUGAAUCAGCUGGUGGUGUUGAACUUUAUGCAAUGGGAGAAAAAAUUAAAGUAUCGAAUACAAUUGAAGCUCGACUUUCAAUGAUUUUUAAUCAAAUCUUCCUGAAAUACGAGAAAAAUUAUUUGGUGUUAAUCAAAAUAGAAAAUAUCAUGAUUAAUUUAUUUUAUUUUUCCAUAAACAUUCCGAGAUAG